AUGGCGCUCAAAUCGAUAGUCGUACUGGCGUGUGUGAUAGUAUUAGCUUCGUCAGCUGUACCAAAGAAGGGUCGUAAGCCAGCCAACCCUCCCUCACGAGUAGCUGAGGACUCGGAGAGAGACGCGGAGAUCACCAGCUCCUGCCCUGAUGAUGGAUUCUUCGCUGACGCUGAACAGUGUGACAAAUACUACGAGUGCAGAAAUGGUCAAAUAAUCGAAAAACUGUGUCCCGACGGUAUGGUCUUCAACGACUACAGUCCCGAAGAGGAAAAGUGUGAUCUGCCGUUCAACAUUGACUGUUCACAGCGACCCAAAUUACAGGAGCCAAUACCCGCUGAGCACUGUGUUCGCCAAAAUGGUUACUUCUCCCACGAGGAUCCGAAGGAGUGUGGAAAGUUCUACUACUGCGUGGACGGCAAGUUCAACGCCAUCACUUGCCCUGAAGGUCUCGUGUAUAAUGACAAGACUGGAAUCUGUACUUGGGCCGACGAGGCAAAGAAGAAGGGCUGUGGUGCUGCUGAUGUUUUCAAAUUCGAGUGUCCCGCUGUGAAUGAGACAUUUGCCCUCACCCACCCUCGGUACGCUGAUCCUGAUGAUUGUCAGUUCUUCUAUGUGUGCAUCAAUGGAAACACACCAAGACGGUCAGGAUGCAAGCUAGGUCAAGCCUUUGACGAUGUUAGCAAGAAAUGCGAAUGGGCCAGGAAGGUUCCUGAAUGUGCCGACUGGUACAAGGGUCAGCUGACAGAUGCUGAGCUCGAUGCCCUAGAGAACCCUCCCACACCCAAACCUAAACCAUCAGGAUCCUCAUCGCGCCGCAAACCAAUGAGACCCAGCAAAGGAAAACAAAUUGAAGAAGAAUAA
Messenger RNA from Danaus chrysippus (African queen), 861 nucleotides. The record is from the annotation of a GenBank genome assembly. NCBI's taxonomy places the organism in Eukaryota, Metazoa, Arthropoda, Insecta, Lepidoptera, Nymphalidae.